Molecule: messenger RNA, 3006 nt
Organism: Anolis carolinensis (green anole)
Lineage: Eukaryota; Metazoa; Chordata; Lepidosauria; Squamata; Anolidae
Gene: cdk5r2
Product: cyclin dependent kinase 5 regulatory subunit 2
Exons: 1
Coding region: 406-1362 (318 amino acids)
Biological process (GO): brain development; axon guidance
Cellular component (GO): protein kinase 5 complex; cytoplasm; growth cone
Molecular function (GO): cyclin-dependent protein serine/threonine kinase activator activity; protein kinase binding
Source: RefSeq, a predicted model, not a curated record
AAGAAGGCGCUGCCACCGCCGCGUUCUCUUCGGAGGUGCCUCCUCCCUCCCCCUCUUCCGGAGAGAAUGGUUUCGCCCUCGGGAAAGCCGGCCUGGCUGCUCCGAACCCGAAGGCGAGGGUGAGAGCUUCCACAUGGAACUGGGGGGAGGGGGGCUUCCUUGGCGGCGAUUGGCCGAAGGGGGAAGAGCCUCGCGUCGGGAUUGGCUGCUCGCAGCGGAGGGGGAACGAGGCCGGGGCUGCGUUCGGCGCGGCCGCCAGUGAGUCGAGCGGCGGCGUCGAGAGCGGAGGUGGGCGCUGGUUUGUCCGCUCGAGAGCCCAUGGCGUGUGGCUGAGGAGGAGGAGGAGGAGCAGCCCGGCGCGAAAGAGGAGCAGCAGCCGCCUCCUCUGCUGCCGCCGCCGCCGCGAUGGGGACGGUGCUGUCGCUUUCCCCCAGCGCCCCUGGGAAGGGCGGCGGUGGUAGCGGCGGGGUCUUGCCGGAGAAGGCGGCCCCGUCGCGGUCGCACGGCAAAGGCGAGAGCCGCCUCAAGCGGCCCGGGGUGCUCAUCUCGGCCCUGACGUGGAAGCGGCUGGUGGCGGCCUCGGCGAAGAAGAAGAAGAGCGCCAAGAAGGUGACGCCCAAGCCGGGCUGCGGGGACCCGCUGGUGCAGCAGCGCAACCGCGAGAACGCGCGCCAGGCGGAGGGGGCCAAGCCGGGCCCGUUGGCCGUGCCCGUGCCCACCGUCCCGGGACCCGAGGCAGGCGGCAAGGCCCCGCCCCCCGCCCCGCCGCCGCCCCCGCCCCUCCCGUUGCCCGGCAACCGCGCCGCCCCGCCCCCCUCGCCCUCCCCGCGUCGGGUGGUGGUCCAGGCCUCGACGGGGGAGCUGCUCCGCUGCCUGGGCGACUUCGUCUGCCGGCGCUGCUACCGCCUCAAGGAGCUGAGCCCCGGGGAGCCCGUGGGCUGGUUCCGCAGCGUGGACCGCUCGCUCCUGCUCCAGGGCUGGCAGGACCAGGGCUUCAUCACGCCCGCCAACCUGGUCUUCGUGUACCUGCUCUGCCGGGAGUCGCUGCAGGGCGACCAGAUCGGCAGCCCCGCCGAGCUGCAGGCCGCCUUCCUCACCUGCCUCUACCUGGCCUACUCCUACAUGGGCAACGAGAUCUCCUACCCGCUCAAGCCCUUCCUGGUCGAGGGCGACAAGGAGCGCUUCUGGGACCGCUGCCUGGCCAUCAUCCAGGGCCUCAGCGCCAAGAUGCUGCGCAUCAACGCCGACCCACACUUCUUCACCCAGGUCUUCCAGGACCUCAAGAAUGAGGGGGAGGCAGGACACGCCAAGGACAGCUCCUCCUCGGGCCCCAAGCACUGGACUAUCAGCCUGGACCGCUAGGCAGGGCCUCUGCCUCCGGGUCCACCAAGAAUUGGCCUCUAGGCCUGGACCGCCAAGCUCAAGGUCCACCAAGCAUUGGACUACAAGCCUGGACGGCUAAGGAGAGGCCCCCAAGCUCCGGGGCCACCAAGUGCUCAACUACAAGCGUGGACCUCUAAGGAGCCCCUUGAGGCCCUCUCUGCAUUCCCCCCAAACCUCACCGCCAAAGGCCACCCUUCCCAUAUGCUUUGUGCUUCUCCUGGCUUUUCUCAGCCCUGAGGGACCGGAGGAGGGGGGUCACAAUUAGGACUUGUCCUUUAGUCCUGCCACAAAACAGGUGGGGGUUUCUUCCCCCAAAAUGAGUCCUCCGUGGGUUGUCUUGCAAAGGGAAGCGAGGCUUGAUCCAGACCCCCUUUCUCUCUCUCUGCACUCCAUUCCCCAAGUCACUUGAUUUCUGCUGGAGGGACUGGAGGAGAGGGUCACAAUUAGGACAGGUCCUGUAGUCCUGCCACAACACAGGUGGGGGUUUCUUCCCCCAAAGCGAGCCUCCCGUGGGUUGCCUUGUACAGGGGAGCGAGGCUUGAUCCAGACCCCCUUUCUCUCUCUGCACACUCCAUUCCCCAAGCCACUCCCCAAAUUACAUCAAGCCUUUCUCACAACUGCGGCAUCUGAAUAGUUUGGGGUGGAGGGGAGCAGAGGAGAAAGUCUGGCUCGUGGGGUGCUGUAUCCCUUUGGCUGUGGGCAGGAGCGGUCCUUCCUCUUCCUUGGCCGGCCUUGUCUCUUGAGUGGGGCACUGGCAGAGGAGACCCCGUGAUUGUAGAUGUGACCUAAAAGACAGGGAGGGGUGGCUUAUUUCCCCAUUUUUCCUCCCAAUGCAGAGAUUCCCGAAACUGUCCUCGGGGCCCAACCUGAGGCAUAAUUUAUUGACAAGGUUCUUCCUUGUUCAGGAGAACGCCGUUUGCUGUGACCUUGCCUGUCGAAAACCCUGCUGGUGAAUCCCUCUCUGUGGCUCACAGAACAGCCGGGGCAUUUCAGUCUUGCAAUUUCUUCCUUGCCUCCCUCCCUCCCUUUCUCUUUCUCUCUCUUUCCCCAGCCUCCCUUAUGAAGCAACAAUUCCUGCAUGUAUUUGUCCUUCCUGCUGUUGGUGGCUCUGCCAUAGUGGUUGUUCUGCAAAGUGGAUGAUGGUCAUAGACAAAUGUCUCCAUCACUGCAAACCCAAUGCCUCUUUCAUGAUUUCUUUCCUUGUUUGACUCGGCACUUGGGGCAGGGAAGGCAGGUGGGUUGGGGGGGGAGGGAGGGGGUUUGAAAGAAGUGUGUCUGUCGUCCACGCUUCGAUGAAGUGCUGCGGGGAAAGCUGUGUUGCUGCUAUUCUUCCAUGUCCCUUCUCUGACCUGUUCUUUCCUCCUCUCAUCUCCCUCCCUCCCAUCUGAAGCAGAGGCUUGGAGCUAUCCGUGGUGCUAGCCUCUUCCACUGACUUACAUUUGCACAUUCUCAAAGCUUAAGGGGUGAAAAAAAAAACCCAAGCCGUCUCAUGGUGUUUGAAUGUAAAAUAGAACAAUGUCUGACUUAACAGGAUGUUUGUGCCAAUGUUGCUCAAAUGUACAAUAACAUAUUGUUUUAUAUUGUAUAUUUAAAAAGAGAUAAAAAAUAAUGAGUCGAAGUGGA